Messenger RNA from Apus apus (common swift), 4722 nucleotides. It is a transcript of the gene AK4, whose product is annotated as adenylate kinase 4. NCBI's taxonomy places the organism in Eukaryota, Metazoa, Chordata, Aves, Apodiformes, Apodidae. The transcript is spliced from 5 exons. Bases 837 to 1508 code for a protein of 223 amino acids. Gene Ontology annotation, biological process: nucleobase-containing compound metabolic process. Gene Ontology annotation, cellular component: cytoplasm; mitochondrion. Gene Ontology annotation, molecular function: ATP binding; nucleoside diphosphate kinase activity; AMP kinase activity. The record is from RefSeq and is a predicted model, not a curated record.
GCUGGGGCGCAGCGCGCUGGGUGUGCGGGCCGCGCGUUGCUGGGGCUGCGCUGCCCGCCCGUGCGCUGGCAGGUCCGCCCCGCAGGCUGCGCGUGCCCGCGGGCUGCCCGGCGGGUGUCCCUGGGCCCGCAGCCUGCCCGCAGCCUGCCCGCAGGCCGCCCGUGGCUUGUGCCCUGGCAGGCGGUGCCUGGCGGGCUGUGCGCUCGCGGGUUGUUCGCCCGCAGGCUGUAUUUGCGGGCUGUGUCCUGGGCAGGCUGUGUUUGCGCAAGGCUGUGUGUCGGCAGGCUGUGCUUGCGGGCUGUGGUGUGUCGGCAGGCUGUGUUUGCGGGCUGUUUGCGGGCUGUCUUUGCGCAAGGCUGUGUGUCGGCAGGCUGUGCUUGCGGGCUGUGUUUGCGGGCUGUGGUGUGUCGGCAGGCCGCGUCUCCAGGCUGCCCGCUCGCCGCCCGCCCGCGGGUGCCCCGCAUGCCGCCCCGGGGCGCGGGGGUCACGCACGCACCGCCGGUGGCUCUGCAGGACACGCUCCGGCCGCCCGCAGCGCCGCCGGUCCCGCCGCUGUCUCCGCACAAGCCUGGGUCCCGCAGCCCCCACCCCGCACUGCCGAGGGCUCCGGGGGGCAGGGCCGUGGCGCGGGAGGAGCCGUCGGGCUGCGGGACUACAAGUCCCAGGGUGCCGCGGCCCGAGGGGGCGGGCGGGGGCCGGGUUCCCCCCGCCCUGCUGAUGUGUACGGGCGGCCGCGGCGGCUGGAUGCGGGGGGAGAGGCUCGGCCGGGGGGGGCCGGGACCGGCUGACACCUCUGCUGGCCCGCAGGGAGCCGGGCCGGGCUCCCGCAGCCGGCCAUGGCCUCCAAGCUGCUGCGGGCCGUGGUGCUGGGACCCCCCGGCUCCGGUAAGGGGACGGUGUGCGAGAGGAUCGCCCGCAGCUUCGGGCUCCAGCAUCUCUCCAGCGGCCAAUUCCUGCGGGAAAGCCUCGGCGGCGGCGGCGAAGUUGGUGCCUUGGCAAAGCAGUACCUGGAGCGAGGCCUCCUGGUGCCCGACCACGUCAUCACCCGCCUGAUGCUGACGGAGCUGGAGAAGCGGCGGGAGCAGCACUGGCUGCUGGAUGGUUUCCCACGGACGCUGGGGCAAGCCGAGGCGCUGGACAGGAUCUGUGAGCUGGACCUGGUGAUCAGCUUGAACAUACCCUUUGAGACGCUGAAGGACCGGCUGAGCGCCCGCUGGGUGCACCCGCCCAGCGGCAGAGUGUACAACAUGGACUUCAACCCUCCCCACGUCCAGGGUGUGGAUGACCUGACGGGCGAGCCCCUGGUCCAGAGCCAGGAUGACAGACCCGAGGCCGUGGCUGCCAGGCUCCGAAAAUACAAAGAUGCUGCAAAGCCAGUCAUAGAGCUCUACAAGAGCAGGGGCAUCCUUCACUCCUUCUCGGGGACAGAGACCAACAAGAUCUGGCCCUACGUCUACACCCUGCUUUCCAGCAAGAUCCCACCCCUUCUCUCAGAUGAGGAGAACUAAACAACUUGUGCCAAGGACCAAGAGUUAGUUGGAUCAUGGAUUUGGUUUCUCUGCUGGGGCUGUGCUCAGACUGGGUGAUCAAAAAUCCCUUCCCUGGGUGUGCUGGGUGGCACUGGUGGAUACAUGGUUAUUGGUGGUAACAGGGUGAAAAGAUCCUUGCUGAUAAGGUCCAUUUUGCUAGAAUAAGGGUUUUUUUCUCUCUUUUGAAGCUAUAAAGUAUUUCUCCCUGCUGUCCAAGAACACACACAGACCAGGGGUGCAAAGAGUGACCAUACCAGGUUUGCACAUCUUGCUGUGAUGUCCCUGCCAACCCCAUGCCUCUGUUUGCACCCAUAAGGGUGCAAUCCUGUUGCCCCACAGUGCCCUUCACAGCAGGUGCCUCCCUGCACUGCUGGGUUUUUUCAUAUAUUUUUUUCUGUUAAAUUUAAUUCUCAGAGAAAUCAGGCCCUAAAAAGCAAGACCCAGUGGGAACCGGUGAGCAACAUGGAAAACAUUCACACUACCAAGCUCAAAAAUAUAAAGAUCACUUUCCCAGCAUUAACACACACAAAAAAAGAGGGAAAACAUUGGAAAACACUCACUUUUUCUUCUUCCAUUGAGAGAGAUGAAACCCCAGUUAAGAGAAAGCUGCUGGACAGUCUGGUGCUCAUGAGGUGCUGGGACCCUGAGCAGGAUCUGGACUGGGGAUGAGUUGCAGUCCCCUGUGCUUACCUUGUUUAUAGCUUUUAAUACUCCAAGAUCCAGUCAUGUCUCUCCCAAAGAUGUAUUUUAAUGUGUUCUUCAGUUUUGGGGAGAAAUCAAGUCAUUCUGUCUUCUGUGCUGCCUUUGUCCCUGAGGUCCUCUCGAGAUGGGCUGUUCCCAGAGUGGUUCCUGCUGUGGCUGCAGCAUCCCUGCCUAAAGCAGCUCCUUCCCCAUGAAUUCCUGGAGGGAUCAGAGCCUUCCCUUCCCUGGGAUGCAUGCGGGGACUUUUUAGGGUAUUUUCCUACAAUUCCAGCAUCUGAACGUGUCGCUCCUCCCGUGCAGGAGUGGCUUUUCUCAACUGGAAGUACUGUAACCUUCUUUGGUGGCAGGACCCAAGCGAUGGGGACGUUCUUUUUGUCUCCUUGAGUUGCCUUAUUUUAUAGACUAUAUAUUUAAAAAAAAACAAAAACAAAAACAAAAAACCAAACAAACAACAAGCAAGAUGUGUAUUUUCAAAGGUUUAAAAAGAAAACAAACAAACAAAAAGCUGAAUUUUAGCACUGCAUGAAGCCACGUUGGUGGAGCCAGCUGCAGCCUGCCAUGGGAGGGCAGAAAAUCUGUCACUCCCUGACAUCCCUUUGAUUAAUUAGAGCAGCCUGGGCACGUUCCUGUGGCUGAAAUGUCCCUGGUUUUCUUUUUUUUUGCCCGAAGACUGGCCCUGUGGCAGAGGAUGGGGAGCUGAGGGGCUUCUUUAGGGGUGCACAGGCUCCGUGUGCAAAACUUCAGCGCAUCCCUGGGAGCUUUUUGUCCCUGCUGAGCCACCCACAUCCUUGUGCUCUCGGAGCAGCCCCUGGUGUUUGCUCUCAGCUUGGCCCUGGAUCUCUCCUGAGAAGGGAAUCUGAAGCCCUCGGGCACCUCCUGAGGGAGAUCCCUGCCCACAGAGAGGGUGAAAGGGAUGGAAGUGGCUCCGCAUCCCUCUCCAGAUGGGAAUUUCCCAGGUGAGAGCAGAGGGACCAUCAGAUUUCACUGCUGUCCCUGGUGACCUUUCCAUCCCCCCUGGAGCUCCGGGGCUAGGAGGACACAAACUUUUCCCCCUGCCAUGAAAUCCUAUUUAAAGAAGAUUUUAGCUUUUCCCAUGACCCUCAGAUGAAAGGCUGGGCUGUUUUUAAACACAAAUCUAGAAAUAGCCAAAAAUAUGUGUGCUGUUUUCUUUUAACAGCAUUGGGCAGGAGGGGAGGAGAUGGUGGGGUGAGUUUUUUUAGGCUAUAAAAGCAGCCUGGCCUCAUUGGGAGGCUCUUCUGGGGCCGAGGACCAGGCAGGGGGGCUGCUACCUGCUUUCCCUUGCCCAGCUCUCAUGUCCCUGCCUUCCCUGCUGCCAAGGGAACCUGUGGCAGGACAGGGCUGGCAGAUGCCUUUACCCCAGAAGAGCCACUCAAGCACUUGUUUUAAUGGCUUUGAGCCCUGUAGUAGAUGUAGAAACCCCGUGGCUGUGCUUGUGUCCAGCCCUGGGGAUCCAUUUUUCUACAAGAGUUGUUGUAUGGUGCGUUUUCAUAGACCAAACACCAGCAGGGAUGAGGUCCUGGAGAGACAUGUAUCCCUUGGCUUUCCUCCAUCCCUCCCUCACCUUUCUUACAUCCCUCACCUUUCUUCCAUCCCUUGCCUUUCUUCCAUCCCUUGCCUUUCCUCCAUCCCUUGCCUUUCCUCCAUCCCUUGCCUUUCCUCCAUUUCUCACCUUUCCUUCAUCCAUGCCUCACCUUCCCUCCAGCCUUGCCUUUUCCUUUCCUUUCCUUUCCUUUCCUUUCCUUUCCUUUCCUUUCCUUUCCUUUCCUUUCCUUUCCUUUCCUUUCCUUUCCUUUCCUUUCCUUUCCUUUCCUUUCCUUCCCUUCCCUUCCCUUCCCUUCCCUUCCCUUCCCUUCCCUUCCCUUCCCUUCCCUUCCCUUCCCUUCCCUUCCCUUCCCUUCCCUUCCCUUCCCUUCCCUUCCCUUCCCUUCCCUUCCCUUCCCUUCCCUUCCCUUCCCUUCCCUUCCCUUCCCUUCCCUUCCCUUCCCUUCCCUUCCCUUCCCUUCCCUUCCCUUCCCUUCCCUUCCCUUCCCUUCCCUUCCCUUCCCUUCCCUUCCCUUCCCUUCCCUUCCCUUCCCUUCCCUUCCCUUCCCUCUCCUUCCCUUCCCUUCCCUUCCCUUCCCUUCCUCUCCUUUUCUCCAUCCCUUCCUCUCCUUCCCUCCCUCUCCUUUCCUCCAUCCCUCCCUCACUUUCCUCCAUCCAUUCCUUGCCUUCCCUCCAUCCCUCCUUCUCCUCCCCUCCAUCCCUCCCUCUCCUCCCCUCCGUGCUCCCCUUUGGUACUUACUGUGAACCUGACGCCUUUUCUAAAGCGACGGCGAUUUUGUACCGACCCGAGAUACUGUGUGGUGGGAGGAGGGUCUCCGGGCAGCGCCGGCACCUCACGCCGGCUUUUCUUCCUGGAGCUUCUUCCCAGUGAAUUGCUGCAGCUCUGUUACCCCUCGGAAGAUGUAAAUAAAUUUUUUUUUUCCUGCUU